Molecule: messenger RNA, 1035 nt
Organism: Schistosoma spindalis
Lineage: Eukaryota; Metazoa; Platyhelminthes; Trematoda; Strigeidida; Schistosomatidae
Source: the annotation of a GenBank genome assembly
CACUGAAGCGGGUAGAGCUGCAGGUUUCGAAUGGAAAACUACUCUUAACACUAAAACAGAAAGAUAGCACACUGAAAAUGAUUUUAUACAACUUAACUGGGCUCUUGGAUGUCAACAGACUACUCAGUUGUGCGAAAAAUGAUGACUCAUGCAAGCUAACAUACGUCUAGCUAACCUCGAGCACAUCAAGGACGUAACGUCCGACUUGGAUAAAGCCAUUCAAGGUCUUAGGGGCGUGUUUGGCUGUCUAUUCAUGGUCUUGUUUCUUAUUUAGCUUCAUCUUUCGAUAUCUGAAACCAUCUCACUAUGAUGUCUCUAUUAUGGGAAGUUCUGGAACCUGUUUAACCGAUUACUUCAGCGUCUGUGCUCCUGAGAAAGUUCUUUUUGUCAUAAGCCUUUGUACUAUCCUUUUGGGUUUUGUUCUUAUUGUUUCAGGGGUUUGUAUUACUCAGCUUAGUGAUGGACUGUAUGCUCAUUUGUCCAUAUCAUAUUCAGCUGUCCCUAUUGUGUUUGCUGGCUGUGUUACACUAUUAAUAGCCAUUUUUAGGAUCGUUUCUACAAGUAGAAGUUUAAGGGAAAUGAAUCUGACUCCAUAUGAGUUUGAAAAACAAUGGAAUAAAAAAGAGUUUGUUUUCGAGUCUAUUUCCCACAAUCCUCAAGAAAACGCAUAUAAUGCAUUUUCUUUUGUAAAUAAAUCGCCUGGCAAUUUUAGCUCCAACUCAUUUUCGGAUAAGAAGACUGAACAUUUUCCCAUGCCUGUAACAAACUAUCAUCAAAGAUUACCAAUGCCACCAAGACGAGCUGUUUUGUAUUAAGUCUACUCAACUUUUAAUAUAACACUGAUUCGAGAGUUUUCUGUAUGUUAAGCAUCUUUUAUUUCAAGUUUCAUCAUUGUUUCUAUUGCCAUGCUCCGUUUUAGAAUUUUAUGUGGUUGUACUGCGACAUUAUUGUUCAUGCACUGUUUCUAAUUUUCAAAUUUGUGUUAUAAUUAACCUAAUAGUGAUAACUUGGUUGAAUAAAGUAAAUCCACUUUUU